This is a messenger RNA of Chlorocebus sabaeus (green monkey), 1723 nucleotides long. RefSeq names its product H1.2 linker histone, cluster member (gene H1-2). The record is from RefSeq and is a predicted model, not a curated record. Gene Ontology annotation, biological process: nucleosome assembly; negative regulation of DNA recombination; chromosome condensation. Gene Ontology annotation, cellular component: nucleosome; euchromatin; nucleus. Gene Ontology annotation, molecular function: structural constituent of chromatin; double-stranded DNA binding; nucleosomal DNA binding. NCBI's taxonomy places the organism in Eukaryota, Metazoa, Chordata, Mammalia, Primates, Cercopithecidae.
CCAAGCGCUGUUUCAUCGGCGCUUUGCCACUUGUACCCGAGUUGUUGAUCCUCAACAUGUCCGAGACUGCUCCUGUCGCUCCCGCUGCCGCGCCUCCGGCGGAGAAAGUCCCCGUAAAGAAGAAGACAGCCAAGAAAUCUGGGGGGCCGCCUCGUAAGGCAUCUGGUCCUCCGGUGUCAGAGCUCAUCACCAAGGCGGUGGCAGCCUCUAAAGAGCGCAGCGGGGUUUCUCUGGCUGCUUUGAAAAAAGCGUUGGCUGCCGCGGGCUAUGAUGUGGAGAAAAACAACAGCCGAAUCAAACUUGGUCUCAAGAGCCUGGUGAGCAAGGGCACUCUGGUGCAGACGAAGGGCACCGGUGCUUCUGGUUCCUUCAAACUCAACAAGAAGGCAACCUCCGGCGAAGCCAAGCCCAAGGUUAAGAAAGUGGGCGCAGCCAAGCCUAAGAAGCCGGUUGGGGCAGCUAAGAAGCCUAGGAAGGCGACUGGCGGCGCUACUCCGAAGAAGAGCGCUAAGAAAACACCGAAGAAGGCGAAGAAGCCGGCCGCGGCCACUGUGACCAAGAAAGUGGCCAAGAGCCCAAAGAAGGCCAAGGUUGCGAAGCCCAAGAAAGCUGCCAAAAGUGCUGCUAAGUCCGUGAAGCCCAAGGCCGCCAAGCCCAAGGUUGUCAAGCCUAAGAAGGCGGCACCCAAGAAGAAAUAGGUGGACGCCUGCUUCAAAAAACCCAAAAGGCUCUUUUCAGAGCCACCACUGAUCUCAAUAAAAGAGCUGGAUACUUGUUUUUCCUAGUUGCCCUUCUUCCUUUUCUUGCUCGACCCUGCUCCUUAAGGUUAGUCGAAAGGAUAAGUAAUGGGGGUUGGAGAGUGGCCGUGGUAAGGUUAUGGCACUUAAACCUUUGCUGCGACUUCCAUGUCCCUGACUGCUGCUUCGAGGCGUUUACCGCUGGCGGAUGUUUUUGGGAUGGCAGUCAGCCACGCCCCAGGCCUGUGAAAGGCAGAAAAGAUCGCAAAACAAGAGCCAGGUUCUUCGUCUAAAGGGAUAUCCGGAUUGGACUAAAAAAUAAUUCAAAAGUCCCGCCCUACUCCUCGGUUGGUCCGUCGUUCUAGUCCAUGACUUUCAUUCUAUAUUUAAUUGGAUAGUGGCAGACGUUGCUUAUUCCGUGUGUGUUGCUUCACUGUGACUUAAAAGUUUUGCCUCUUGAUAUUAACGUCCGGGAUUUCGGACGCUUUCUAUGUUGUCGGUAGUCAAGUUGAUAUCUCCUGGAGGUAGUGGCAACAUCCAGCCCUGGGAGGAGAGUGCGUGCAGGUACCUUUGUCCUACAUUCCUCUGCUGUUAAUUUCUCAUUCCUGUGGCAACAAAGGAAUGCAUUUGAAAAAACAGCUACAACAGCGGCAAUAGCCCUUCCUCCACCCAAGGCAAUCGUGGACCUAGGGAGUUUUUUGUUUCUCAUAUCAUGCAUGUAGCGUUCCGCUAAACUGACAGAUCUGAGCGUAUCGAUUUUGAGCGUAUCGAAAGCACAACUUUUAGCCAGCCAUUUUGUCCUCGCAUGACGGUUACUUAUCCUCAGUUUAGGCAGACAUCAACAUUUAAAAAUCGAAGUUCUUUUAAACGUAUUUUGUUUGGCAGUCCAAAUGUUUCUACGCGGAGAACGAUUUGUACUAUUAACUAAAGUGUAUGGAUAAAUGAGAGACAUUUCUAAUAAAGGCUUUCGUUAAUGGUUCCCUCUA